Messenger RNA from Seminavis robusta, 240 nucleotides. NCBI's taxonomy places the organism in Eukaryota, Bacillariophyta, Bacillariophyceae, Naviculales, Naviculaceae. The record is from the annotation of a GenBank genome assembly.
AUGGGUGACUAUGAAGGUGCUUUGUCAAAGUAUGAGGAAGCUCUUGCGAUUGAAGAAUCAGCAUUGGCCAAGAAUCAUAUCUCAGUGGCAACCACCUACAACAAUAUAGGUGCUGUUCUGGAUGAUAUGGGUGACUAUGAAGGUGCUUUAUCAAAGUAUGAGGAACUGCUUGCCAUUAGACCGUCAGCAUUGGGCAUUAGACUGUCUGUGGUGGGAAUGAAUCAUCCUGAUACAGCAUAG